Messenger RNA from Solea senegalensis (Senegalese sole), 2061 nucleotides. It is a transcript of the gene ica1, whose product is annotated as islet cell autoantigen 1. Gene Ontology annotation, biological process: regulation of transport. The record is from RefSeq and is a predicted model, not a curated record. Gene Ontology annotation, cellular component: Golgi apparatus. The transcript has 13 exons. NCBI's taxonomy places the organism in Eukaryota, Metazoa, Chordata, Actinopteri, Pleuronectiformes, Soleidae. The coding region runs from base 43 to 1455 and encodes 470 amino acids. Gene Ontology annotation, molecular function: protein domain specific binding.
CUUCAUGAGAUCAAGCAGCAGCAGAGAAGAUAAUCUGGAAACAUGGAGGGAGGACAUUUCGGUUACCCUCGCGACUACCUCGACCGCUUCAUCCAGAGCCAGGAUUCGUCCGUGGUCAACAAGUUCCAGCAGAAAUUCUGGAAAACCAAGCAGACGCUGAUACGAGUCACCGGGAAGAAAGAGGACGAACAUGUGGUGGCGUCCGACGCAGAUCUGGACGCCAAACUGGAGGUUUUUCACUCCGUCCAGAGAAGCUGCAUGGAGCUGCUGAAGGUCAUAGAGCAGUACCAGAGGAGGAUCUGCUUUCUGUCUCAGGAGGAGAACGAGCUGGGUCGGUUCCUCCGCUCUCAGGGUUCUGAGGAUAAAACCAGGGCAGGGAAGAUCAUGCAGGCCACAGGGAAAGCUCUGUGCUUCUCCUCCCAGCAGAGAUUAGCUCUGAGGAAACCUCUGUGCCGUUUGUACCAGGAGGUGGAGACGUUCCGCUACCGCGCCAUUUCUGACACGUGGCUGACGGUGAAUCGUAUGGAGCAGUCGAGGACCGAGUACAGAGCAGCGCUGCUGUGGAUGAAGGACGCGUCUCAGGAGCUCGACCCCGACACGCACAAGCACAUGGAGAAGUUCCGCAAGGUUCAGGCUCAGGUGCGAACGACCAAAAUGAGCUUCGACAAACUGAAGAACGACGUUUGUCAGAAGGUGGAUCUGCUCGGAGCGAGUCGCUGCAACCUCCUGUCGCACGUUUUAACCACGUACCAGACGACUCUUUUACACUUUUGGGAGAAAACGUCUCACAUGAUGGCGGCGAUUCACGAGAGCUUCAGAGGCUGUCAGCACUACGACUUCUCCACCCUGAAGGAGCCGACAGACAAACCGCUCAAAAAGAGAGGGAAGAAGAAAAGACGAGAAGACGACGAUGACGGAAAGAAAGAUGAGAGCAGAGAAGAACAACUCGUCUCACUGGAGAGAGAAAACAGCAGCGACGACAUCAGAGAAGACGUGGACAGAGAGCAGGACAGCAUGACUUUACUCAGCCAGAUCCUGGGCAGCGCCGCCGUGGACGAGGGAGACUUUUCCCGAGAGUGGACCGAGGUGUUUGGAGACGCAGAGGACGAGACGAGCGCGUCGUCAGGACGACCGGCCGAGACGCAACAGACACUAAGCUCCGCCUUCUUUCUACCGUCUCAGCUUCUGGACCAGAACCUGGACCACCUGACCUCCUCUGUCUCAGGUCAGGACAAGAACCUGGACUGGGCCAACGUCGCUCCACAACCAGGAGCCCAGACCACAGACGUGUCACCUGGUGCCGGUCAGAACCCGUCUCAGCCGACAGGGAAAGACAAAGUGGGGACGUCCAGAGACCUGUCAGUGUGGUUCAACCUGUUUGCAGACCUGGACCCGCUCUCUAACCCCGACGCCGUCGGAAAAACCGACUCAGCGCACGAACUCCACACUGCAUAGAUCCGUCUGUCUGUCUGUCUGUGUGUGAUUUCUCUGAACCUUUAUCAGAGAGAGAAAAGUGUUCAUUAAUAACUGUCGCUGAUUCCAAACAGCUGGAAACAGUAACUCUGACGACAGAGUGAACGUCUUUGAGAAGCCUGUGAUGAUGUUAGCAUGGAUUUGACCUCAGUGUGUGAGUGGAAUACGAAGCCUUUGACAUUCGCUGCCUUGGAGACGUCGAGUCUCGCGUAGCAUUCGCUCUUUAUUCACCGUUCUCAGCAUCAGAUCACCAAAACUGACAGAGCCUCUUUGGUGUGGGAGAGUGAGUGGUUUACAAAGAUCGACAUAGAUCGGCCUGGUGAACGAUGAGUAAACACUAAAUCCUGGAUUGGAUUCAGGACUGGACUUCCCUUCUUCAAAGAGGUUUUAAUGUUUUUUUUUUAUGAUUAAAAACAUGAAUCGCUGCAUGUUUGUUGCAUGUGAUUAUUUAACAUUCUGCAGUUUACAGUGUGAGGUUUGAUUAUCAUUCAUUAAGAUUAUUAUAGAAUUCCCUGUAACAGAGUGUGAGUUUAUUUAUACUUGUGUCAUUGUUGAUGAUCAAAGCCAUAAAAACCAAAUAUAAAUGAA